This is a messenger RNA of Daldinia loculata, 1089 nucleotides long. RefSeq lists its product as uncharacterized. Bases 641 to 940 code for a protein of 99 amino acids. The transcript has a single exon. NCBI's taxonomy places the organism in Eukaryota, Fungi, Ascomycota, Sordariomycetes, Xylariales, Hypoxylaceae. The record is from RefSeq and is a predicted model, not a curated record.
GUUUGUUUCGUAAAAGGUGCGGAUCUUUUUUCUAAGGGCGGGCCAGGCGUAUAUAAUGAUAAACCUUGCGCAGAUCAGUUCAAUUGGAUCAUAUCUAUAGGCAAGCAAUAAUAUAGCUAUCGGGUUGAAUUUUCGCCAAUUGACAGAUAUAAAUGGAGAUAUAUCUAUUUACGAAAAUACGGAUUGCACAUUGGAUUUAACCCAACUUUCGGAUGUUGCAACAUUAUCUUUAGUCGAUAAUGUCAAUACUACCUUACCUUGGUUUCCUGGGCUACGAAGAGCUAACAAUAUUCACAUCCGAGGGUAUAUUGAUACAUAAGUUUAGGCAUUAUAUCCUGUCAUGAAUGAAAUGUAUUGCUGAAGCGUGUCCAGUUCUCCCGGUCCUAAUAUUUUCCCAGCUUUGACAGCAGUGUCGGGAAAUCUCACCAUAGAAGCGUGGAACGACGACUUUAACUGUUCAAAGCUGGUAGACCAAUAUCAAAAUGGCCUUAUUCAUAACCUGGCAUGCAAUGGGACUAACAACGAAACCGGACGCAAUACGGAAAGCCCCCCGGGCAAUGCCUCGUCAGAGUUAUCUCAAGGGGCAUGGGCUGGUAUCGGAGUAGGCAUAGGAGUAUUUGUUAUAGGCACUGUUUUCGGCAUGAUCUGGCUUCUUCUACGGCUCAAACGUUGGAGGAAGGAGCUUAUGGAAAUAAUAAGGCAACAAGAGGCCCAGCAAGAGCAUCGUAGGGACAGCCUAGAGAUGGACCACGAACCGCCAAAUCCGAAUGUCCUAUUGGAAAGUGACGGUACGGGCAUCAUCCGGGAAAAGCCCGACGACCACCUUCGCGAGGCUGGCGGUAGAGCGAUCAUUGCUGAGCACCCAGAUGAUCAUAUACGCGAACUACCAGUGCCACCGGCAGAGCUGGAAGGGGCGCCGGACAUGGAGAGGAGGACAUGAAAGAUGGAAGUAGGGAGUAAUAGGGGAAUAUAUCACGAGCAGGAGUUCCACUAAGAACAUGCGGUACGAAAGGAUGGGCGGUUUUCUUCUAGCUUCUUCGUCGGCCUAUCUAUUAGUUAUUUGCCUCGCUGAAAUAUAUUUAUACCGGC